Molecule: messenger RNA, 1022 nt
Organism: Stereum hirsutum FP-91666 SS1
Lineage: Eukaryota; Fungi; Basidiomycota; Agaricomycetes; Russulales; Stereaceae
Exons: 4
Coding region: 332-766 (144 amino acids)
Source: RefSeq, a predicted model, not a curated record
CGCCCUCCCUCACACAACUUCUCAAUAAUGCAGCUCCUCGGCCAAACUUCUUUCGCGCUCCUCGCUGCUAUGGCUACCUCUACUUUCGCAGCAGCUAUCGAGCGUGAUGUCCAUGUCAUCGAGCGUGCAGACCUCCCGUCUCAGCAAUGCGUACAGGCGGAGAAAUACGUUGGGAUAUACAAUGAAGUGUACAGUCCGGCCUGUGUUGUGCUCGUAAGCCUCUCUUUGUCCUCUUUCCCUCCUUUCUACAGUUCAUACCUCUAUCAUUGAUCUGGCUGGAUACACUCUGGCGUUCCUUUCCCCUUUCAUAAAUUGUUAAUUGACGGUUUUGAUGGUAUGUAUGGAGGCGGGCUCUUGUUUCGCUGCCUCUAACAAUGGGACGACGGCGCUGUGGAGCGUGAAGAGCUGUGUUGCGGCCGCGACGUGCGAUCCUAAAACCGCUUUCAUAGCUCAAUGCGAGAACCCCGCAGUUGCGAACGCGACUGAAAUACCCCACUUGGACUAUAACAUCUACGCAGGCAUCGUCGGCGACUGCGCCUGGGACGAAGGCGGCUGUCCCAUUACCCAACAGAACUAUAUCGAUCUGAUUUAUAGCGCGCUGAGCGAUGUCGGGUCGACUGAAUGGCCAGACUCGGCAGAAGAUGUGAUCAAUGAAUGGUGGACGCCUAUGCUCGACUGGGCGGCCACGGGGACUACGAUCCCGUAUACGAACUUUGACGAUUGGUUGCAUUAUGCGGCCACGACGAGCUCCGUUGGUCGCCGUUGAACUUUAGGGAAACCUCGACCUUCUCGUCAAUGAUACCCGCUACUUCGUCUGUUCCGUCCCACUAUGCAUCAACUUGAUGUGAUUUGUAGGCAGAAUGUAGCAUCGAAUGGACCAUGGACUUGAACUUCAUUGCAUUACUGUUUCGUUCCUUGUUUUGUUUUCGGUGACGACACGGACUCGUUAUGGUAGUACUAGUGUUGCUCGCUAGUUGUUUGACAAGGGCUUAUUUUCUUCCAAAUAGUACACUUUACGUGCC